AUGGCUCAGAGACAAGUUGUUCUUACUUACCAGAAACCUGGUACGAAUCCGCCAGUGUUUGUAGCUGGCACAUUCUCAAAUCCACCAUGGCAGCCUCAAGAAAUGGACUCUUCCGUCGACGAGCAUGGAAAUCAUACAUUUGAGAAGACCGUAUCCGUCAAGUCCGGGGCCGCCAUACAGUACAAGUUCCGCCUAGGAACUGGUGACUGGUGGGUAUGUGACGAUAAUAUUGCCAAGACUCCGGAUGCACACGGCAACUGGAACAAUGUGUUGCGCAUGAGUGCGCUCAGUGUCGAUGUUGGAGAUUUUGAAGAAGAGGAAGAGGAGUCAGAGGACGCCGGUCCCAUGUUCUCCCACGAGAGUUUCAGCUAUCAUGACGAUUCCGAGUAUACCGCAUCGUCGGACGACGGAGUCACAACCCCAAACGAACCAACAUUCCGCUUCCCCAAUGCGUUCAAGCCUGCGUAUGCCGGUGACAAAAAUGAAGACGAGAUUGACUUCAACGACCCCACACUCGAGCAUUUUCCCCACGAGAACCGUCGAUCCAUCAUCGCCGAAUUGCAGCGCAUCGAGACGGCCACCGAACCAGAUCGCUCUCUUCCAGGCGGCAUCGCGCCUUCUCCCCUUGUUUCACCAAUGGGCUCCACGUUCCCUCCGGCGAUACACGAGCCCGAUUCUCCAAAGAGGCGGACGAAUGCUCCCCGGGCCGCUCUUGGGUCGUUUGCCUCGGAGCGGUCCCAUAUAUCUCUAGCGUCGAUAGAUGAGAAUGCCGAGGAGGAAUCCGAAGACGGAAUGACACAUAACUUGCAGGUUCCCGACGAUCGAUCUCUCAAAGCCACGUUUGACUCUGUCGACUUUGGUGGAUCUAAGAAGUCUGCCGCCUCGGCAGCUCGUCAAGUUGAGCCCUCGACCCCAAUCGUGAGACUCGAAACGCCUUCAGGUCAUGAGGAUGAGGGCAUCUCACUAAACACUGCCAACAGCAAGACGAUAUCGAGCCCCGGACAAGAAUCCACAAUCGAUAGCAAGACUUUCACGGAAUCGUCUGUUGAACCAUCGGCGCACUCUGAAUCCAAAGACAGCCAGCAGCAGCAUUGGCUACCCUCGUUCCUUGACUUGACAAGCCAGUUAUUCUCAAAUGUCUUGUUUGGUAAUAGACGAAAGACGUAA
Molecule: messenger RNA, 1167 nt
Organism: Pestalotiopsis fici W106-1
Lineage: Eukaryota; Fungi; Ascomycota; Sordariomycetes; Amphisphaeriales; Sporocadaceae
Exons: 2
Coding region: 1-1167 (388 amino acids)
Source: RefSeq, a predicted model, not a curated record